GUCCGAUGCUGCAAUCGGGUGGACACAAUGGUGGGUUAGCAAAAUCAGACGUUAGGUCCUCUCGUCGGAUCGGAAUCAUGCUUGUAUCAUAAAAAGUGGUCACCAGAUAUAUGGAGGUCUCCCCGCACCCUUUCCUCGACCUCAAUGCUCUCCAACCUCUUUGCAGACAGUCCAGAAUACAACGCUAGGAAGGCCAAGCCGUUCACGCCUACCAAGGUAGCCAUAGCUGAUCUUCAUGCCGCUGUCCCAAAACAUCUCUUCGAGAAAGAUACGUUCAAAGGGCUACUUUAUGUUGCUCGGGAUGUUAUAUGUGCCGUCAUUAUCUACAAACUCGGCUGGUUCAUCGAACCUAUCUCCCACAGUCUCGUAGCCCACUACGGUCUCCCACAGAUCGUUGGUACAGUUUUCAAAUGGUCAGCAUGGGCAACCUACUGGUUCUGUCAAAGUGUUGCCCUCGCUGGGUGGUGGUGUAUGGCCCAUGAGGCUGGACAUGGCAACGUGUCUCCACACAAGUGGGUCAAUCACCUCAUUGGCUUCAGUCUUCAUACUUUUGUUCUUGCCCCCUACUUUGCAUGGAGGGCCUCCCAUCACGCUCAUCACAAAGCAACGACAUCUAUCGAACGGGACGAGAACUACGUACCCCGUACUCGUAAGGACUAUGGCCUCCCGUCUGAAUCUCAAGCAACCGGCCGAGACUACCACGAAAUACUCGAGGAGACACCGAUUUACACGCUUGGUCGUCUGUUGAUCAUGCAACUUGUGGGAUGGCAGAUCUACUUGAUGACCGAUAUUUCAGGUAGUCCGCGACACCCUGCUGGCACAAACCAUCUCUUUCCCUCUUCGGCCCUUUUCAAGCCAAAAGACAGACCCGGUGUCAUCGCGUCCAACUUGGGGAUUUCCUUCAUGGCUUCUGUACUCUAUCUGUGGUCGAGGCAGGUCGGUACUUCUACGUUCAUCAAGAUGUAUUUCAUUCCCUACAUACUCGUCAACCACUGGAUUGUGAUGCUGACCUAUCUCCAUCACUCCGAUCCCACUGUGCCCAUGUUGCGUCAAAACCAAUGGUCUUUCGUCCGAGGUGCUGUCAAUACUGUCGAUAGACCUUUACUCGGGGUGCUCGGUCGUUUCUUCUUUCACAAUGUCAGCCACGACCACAUCUCUCACCACUUGUUCUCCUCUAUUCCGUUCUACAAUCAACCUAUUUCCACAGCCGCAAUCAAAAAGGUCCUGAAGGACGACUAUAACUAUGAUUCUACCAACACGUUCCGCGCCCUGUACCGAACCUUUACGCAAUGCAUCUUCAUAGAGGACGAUGGUGACAUCGUUUUCUACAAGAACAGAGAAGGUCAAGCAGCGAGAGAACUAGCCAAAGACGCUUUGGACCGCCCAACCAAAGGGAAGUUAAGUUGAGCUCAUAGUUUCAGUACUUCUUCCGCUUUACACUUCUCGAUACUGGCUUUUCAGCAUGUUAAAACGUAUUUUGUCGAAUCCAAGUAGUAAAUUCUAUUUAUUUACACAAUGAUAAAGUUGUGCAUUUUCUGUAA
Marasmius oreades (fairy-ring Marasmius) is the source of this 1541-nucleotide messenger RNA. RefSeq lists its product as uncharacterized. The transcript is spliced from 8 exons. Gene Ontology annotation, biological process: lipid metabolic process. Gene Ontology annotation, molecular function: oxidoreductase activity. The coding region runs from base 145 to 1407 and encodes 420 amino acids. The record is from RefSeq and is a predicted model, not a curated record. NCBI's taxonomy places the organism in Eukaryota, Fungi, Basidiomycota, Agaricomycetes, Agaricales, Marasmiaceae.